Molecule: messenger RNA, 2619 nt
Organism: Nezara viridula (southern green stink bug)
Lineage: Eukaryota; Metazoa; Arthropoda; Insecta; Hemiptera; Pentatomidae
Source: the annotation of a GenBank genome assembly
CUGUUCUUUAUUUAUUUAUGACAGUUAGUAUGGAUCAUGGUCCAAUCAAUUUUUUGUUCUCUUUAUUAACAAAUCUUAGCGAAGGUUAACAUUAUGUGAAAUCCAUCUACAUAUGAUACAUUUUAAGGUUAUCCAGCGUACUUUUUAUUAUAAAUUAGUCGUAUUUACGGUUUCCUGACAUAAACCUAACACGAUGACGACUUUUCCAUUGUCUGUGUUAGUCGACCCUUUGAAAAUAGAAGAAUUAUUCCAAAAAAUAGAAAACAGAAAGAAGUUGGAACAAAUGUUGAUGGAUCCACGAGUUAUCGAGUUGUCAAGACAGUCGCCUCAGAGCAGGCAGGCCCUGGCAGCGGUGGUCCGGAGGCUUCAGGAAGAGAGGGAGAGGAAGAGGAGGAUCAGGAGCGCGGAACAGAAGGAGGAGGAACCAGCGGCGAAGUGGUUCAACUGCAUCAACUUCUUGAAGCACUUCUCGGUCCCUCCGAAGCAGAGUACUCGCCACUUGAUGAAGCCUCCUGAGUCCACGCUGAGGCAGAAGAACAAAGUUAGCAGGAGCACGCCGAAUCUCGAAUCUACAGCUCUUCCCAGCUUAGUCACUGAAGAAUCCCCAACUCUUUUCAUGACAUCUCAAUCAAUGCCCACCAACAUAAUGCCUGAAAUGUCUGUUUGCAUUCCCAACAUGAGUAAAGAGGGCGCGCUUCCUUGCAACUUAAUGGAUUUUUGCACUUCGGAAAAAGGUAGAGCUAUGAUAACUUCAAUUAUCAAUAAUACGGAUAUAAAACGGUUGUUGGGAUUGAAAUCGAGCAUUCCGACCGAAUCUCAUCAGUUGGUACACUGCAUCGAUUGCCUCAACGGCUCCUACCUCCAAUCCAUACAAUUCUACAUUCCAAGCAAAACCUCUUGUCAAAGGUUCAUAGUUUUGAGAUCACGCGCAUCGGGCAAUUCUCUUCCUCGUCUGACUUUUGAUGGACAUUGUACCCACUUGAAGAGUGUUGUAUCUUCGGCGACCCAGACCGCAUAUUCAGGAAGUUGUUCUCAUUGCAGCAGUUAUUGCAACUCUACGGAUAGCUUCAGUAGUUACAACAAUCCGCCACGUGGUGGGCUCGUCCAGAAAAUUCCGUAUGAGCUUUCUUUAUGCAAAAAAAAUUACAUGAUCAAGGCGUCGAAAUCCCAGUCCGCCAUGUAUACAACCGAUUACAGUGACUGCGAUUGCGAUAAUUUCUCAUCCCCGGAUGAACUGUGUAGCGGUAAAUAUCUAUCUCGAAUACUCACGAACGCAGUUGCUCCUAAAAUAGAUUAUUUGACCACACCGGAUGUUCUGGUUACUUAUUCAGGAAAAGGGAAUUCCAGCGAUGGUUCAUCAAGCAGCUCUUGCAAAGUCUGCAAAGGCAAUAUCUCCACCGAAUCUUUUCAACGCGAACCACAUGAAAUAUGGACACAAAAGAGACUGAAGACUUCUUGCGAAUCCUGUUUGAACACGUUUAGAACGGAAUACAUCCGUAAAUCGAGGUACUCUACAGAGUACUCUAAAGAGAUAACAAGAUUAAGUAACAGAAGCGGAUCUUUUGAUUCAUUGAGCUCGGAAGAAUCCUCGCAAGGGAUUUCUAACGGCCUCCGAGAAUUUGGUGAGGAUUUUUAUGCUCAAGCAAAGUCGAUUCUGGAUGGUGUGGGGGUAGAUGCGCAGAUAGAGCAAUUCGACAGACGAAAUGAAAUCAUUAUGAAAGAUUGUUCAGUAUACGAAGAACGAAUUAUACAAGAAGAAAAUUGUGAUGUUGAAACGAAGAAUAUUGAUUGUUUGAAUUCCGAUGUAAAGAAUGUGUCUUCAGGUGAGUUGGAACAAACCGAUUCGAAUGAAAAGCCUACAGAGUCCGUUUACGAAUCCACAGCACAAUCCCUAGCUCCGAUUAUUGAAAAGAACCUUUCGUUCUCAAGCGAGGGGAAGGUACGCAAUAUAACCAUCUGUGAAUAUACUAAAACGCAACUGGAUGGAGGCCUGGAACCUCCGGAAAACGGCAGCUCAAAGCCCCAAUCUGCGGUACCAAACAGGAAACAGCUGUUGGUGGACGAUCUCUUCUCCACCACCAGUUCAGAAGAAGAAAGGAAGCAUGCGGAAUGCGUAGUAACGCGCUUGAGGAAGCCACGUAAAAGGGUAAGAACUAAAACAGGCUCUACCUCAGCUUUUAGCGAUUCUUCAUCCUCUUCUUCUUUACCUCAGUUCAGGACCUUUCCCAGAAGGAUGAAGGCAAAGGCUGCUCCCAUGGAAACCCCAACGGUUCCUCAACAGAACCUCCUUCAAAAAAUAUCAAAACAGAAGUCGAGGAAAAAAAAUUGCGCUAUAAUGUAAUUUAUUAUCAAUUUUAGGCUGACUAUUAAGUCUUUCUUAAUAAGUUUAAAAAAAAAGUUUAAAAUGUACAAUAAAAAUAAUUUCUUUUAUUUAAAAAUGUGAAAUAAUUCUACCAGUGAUCUUGUAGAAUCGAGAAUGAUAACAAUGAAAGCGUUGUAACCUUUAGUUUGUGAAAUAUAUAUUACCAUAACUUUGUUAUGAUAAUAAUAUAUACAUGUUUUUUUAGAGAUCGAAAUUAUACUUCAUGUUUUAAAAAAUAAAGAAAAGUUUUUUUUUUU